AUGCCUCACUCCCAGGGAGGAGGCGGCGGCGGGGCGGGCGCCGGGCCGGGGCGGUGUGCGGGGGUCGCUCCUCUGACGGGCCUCUCCCAUCUGGCAGAGACUAGGCCGCACGGCGACGUGCUGCGGAGCGGGAAGAUACGGCUGGUGCCCGUGGCGGACCUGCGGGGGCUGCGAGUUGGCCCAAAGCUUUUCCAGUAUGUCAUAAAAGUCAUUGUGCAGGCAAUACAGUUACUGUACACAAUGCUGAAGAUAGAUCAGCCAUCCUAUAUUCUUCUUCAGAAUCCUCCAGGCUUGCCUAGCAUAGCUGUUGCCUGGGUAGCAUGUCUUUUCUGGAGAAGCAAACUGAUAAUUGAUUGGCACAACUAUGGAUAUACUAUAAUGAGUCUGAAUCAUGGAAGAAAUCACCCACUAGUACAAAUUGCAAAAUGGUAUGAAAAGCUUUUUGGGCGUCUGUCUGACUAUAACUUGUGUGUCACUAAUGCAAUGAAAGAAGAUCUGUGGGUGAAUUGCAACAUCAAGGCAGUAACACUGUAUGACAAGCCAGCUUCUUAUUUUAAGGAAACACCAUUAGAACUUCAACAUCAUUUGUACGUGAAACUUGCCAAAGACUAUGAGCCUUUUAAACCACAUACAGAGUCCAGCAGUUUGAAUGCUGAGUGGACUGCUUUUACAGAAAUGGAUGAAAAAAAUGGACAUGUGAUAAAAGCCAGAGGACGGCCAGCUCUUCUAAUCAGCAGCACAAGCUGGACAGAGGAUGAAGACUUUUCAGUCCUUUUAAAAGCUUUAGAAGAUUAUGAGCGGUAUAUCGAUGAGGGAAUCGAGCUUCCAUCUUUAGUAUGUGUGAUAACAGGUAAAGGACCUCUAAAAGACUACUACAAUGGACUGAUAAAUAAACUGCACUUUAAACAUAUCCAGAUCUGUACACCGUGGCUUGAAGCUGAGGAUUACCCUCUUUUGCUUGGCUCAGCAGACCUGGGGGUAUGUCUCCAUAAAUCAUCUAGCGGUUUGGAUUUACCCAUGAAGGUGGUAGAUAUGUUUGGCUGUUGUUUACCUGUGUGUGCAAUAUAUUUUGAAUGUUUACAUGAACUUGUGAAACACGAUGAAAAUGGUCUGAUAUUUAGGGACUCAAAUGAACUUGCAGAACAACUAAAGAUGCUUUUCUUGGGAUUUCCUACACUGGAAGGCAAACUUCACAACUUCAGAAAAAACCUUCGUGCGUCCAAGCAGCUGCGCUGGGAUGAGAGUUGGGACCAGACUGUUCUUCCUUUGCUUGGGCAGAACGAAUGACUUUUUGUGGGAGAGGAGGGUGUCACAAAAGCUAAUGCAUUCCUGAAGCUGCACAGAUUUGAUAAAUAGUGAAUAAACAGUUUGUAUUGUCUAUAGUUGCAGUUUUUAACUACUUCAUCUUGGAACGAGUGUUUGGACACACCUCUUCCUUUACAAUUUGAGCUUCUCAUGUGAGUAAGAGUAGUGCUGAAGGUGCAGCUGAGGCUAUUUGUUGUCUGCUAACAGUGUAAGUCUGGAGGGGAGACAUGGUUCCUGUGCUGAAGAGCUUGAGCCUUGCUAUCUGGACUGCCUUUCUUUCCUUACCACUUGGGAUGGAUCCUGAGAAAGUGGGAGGGAAGUUUAGUUACUCUAGGAACUCAUAUGUGCAAAAUCUGUUACCUGUGCUGCUUAAAGGUCACUUUUUGGUGAAGAUACUUGAAUACAUAGAUAAACUAUUACCAGUUAUACCUGUUGUACAGUAAGCACUUUAGUAGGUGAUUUGGAUAUGUUCUCUUGCAAAUGGAAGAUGCCUCUU
Messenger RNA from Haliaeetus leucocephalus (bald eagle), 1801 nucleotides. RefSeq names its product ALG1, chitobiosyldiphosphodolichol beta-mannosyltransferase (gene ALG1). Gene Ontology annotation, cellular component: endoplasmic reticulum. The transcript is spliced from 13 exons. The coding region runs from base 1 to 1287 and encodes 428 amino acids. Lineage: Eukaryota; Metazoa; Chordata; Aves; Accipitriformes; Accipitridae. The record is from RefSeq and is a predicted model, not a curated record. Gene Ontology annotation, molecular function: mannosyltransferase activity.